Molecule: messenger RNA, 1125 nt
Organism: Candidozyma auris
Lineage: Eukaryota; Fungi; Ascomycota; Pichiomycetes; Serinales; Metschnikowiaceae
Gene: QCR2
Product: ubiquinol--cytochrome-c reductase subunit 2
Exons: 1
Coding region: 1-1125 (374 amino acids)
Cellular component (GO): mitochondrion
Molecular function (GO): metal ion binding
Source: RefSeq, a predicted model, not a curated record
AUGUUGUCUCGUGCUGCCUCCCGUGCUUACAGCACCACCCCAGUCAAGUUGGUGUCGAGAGACGCCCCUGGCAAUUUGACCACUUUGUCUGUGAAGGUGAACAAUGCUGGUUCCAAAGCAGGCAAGAUCGGUGUUGCCCACCUCUUGUCGAAGUUCGCUUUCCUCAACACCGAAGUCAAGUCUGCCUUGCGGUUCACCAGAGAGUCUGAGCUUUUGGGUGGUUCUUUCUCUUCCUACGUCACCAGAGACGCCAUUGUGUUGAACACCCAGUUCUUGAAGCAGGACUUGCCUUACUACGUGGAAGCCUUGGGCAACACUUUGCACAAGCCUCUCUUCAGACCACACGAGCUUGUUGAGACCGUAAUUCCAGUGGCCAGCGCUGAGGCCGCUGCAGCUCACGCCUCUACCGAGUUUGUCGCCUUGGAGCACUUGCACGAGUUGACCUUCAGAAAGGGCUUGGGUAACCCAUUGUACUACGACUCUGCCUCUACCGUGUCCUUGGAUGACAUCAAGAACUUUGCUUCCGAGGUGUACACUUCCGGCAACGUUUCUCUCUAUGCCUCUGGCGCCGACGAGAAGGACUUGGCCAACUUUGUUGCUGAGUCUGCUUUCUCUGCGUUGAGAUCAGGCUCCACCUCUGCUCCUGCCGUCACCACUCACACCGGCAAGGAGGCUAGAUUCAGAAAGAGCGGUGAGUCCACCGCCAUCAUCGGUGUGCCUGUGGCCACCAAGGACUUUGCCAAGUUUGAGGUUUUGUCUGCUGCUGUUGGUACCUCUGUUUUGAAGGGUGCUGCUUCUCCUUUGAGCGAUAUCCCCGGUGCUGACUCCAGAUUGUACAAGUACGAAGACGCUGGUUUGUUUGUCGUUUCUGUCACUGGUCAGGAUGCCACCAAGGUUGCUGAGGGCAUCAAGGCUGCCAAUAAGGUUGUGGAUGGCAUCAAUGCCUCCGCCUUGUCUGGCGCUAUCAAGGCCGCUGAGUUGUCUGUGGCUUUGCAGGAGUCCUUUGAAUACCCACACAACAUCCAGAUCUCUGCUGACAGCGCCAAAGGCGGCGUGAAGUUGGGUGCUUUCAACUAUGUUGCUGUUGGUAACACUGACGUUUUGCCAUACGCCGACGAGUUGUAA